Messenger RNA from Schistosoma rodhaini, 6421 nucleotides. Lineage: Eukaryota; Metazoa; Platyhelminthes; Trematoda; Strigeidida; Schistosomatidae. The record is from the annotation of a GenBank genome assembly.
CAGGGCUGGAAGAAAGAGCGCUGGCGGGACUAUUGGUUCAUAAAUGUGUCUGGCGCCGUUUUGGACACUGGAGUGGUGUAAUGUGAAAUUCUAAAUAAACUAAAAAUGAAUGAACAAGACCAGAUUAUGUCUGAAAUAGAUAGAAAGCAAGUAACCGAGUUUAUUGUUGAGACUUCUGAACGUUUGUCCUUGAGAACAACACUGUUGGAGCAAAAUUUAGCAAUUGCAGGCAAAUGGCCAGAUGAUGCCUUCUUCGUAAAAAAGGAUUCAACUUUGAAAAAGAAUACUGCUUUUGUUAAGAAAGUGCGAAACUUUCUUGAUAGCCAGAAAGAUGCACUUUUAUCAGAGUUCGAGUCCCUGAAUCUUUCUAAAUAUGUUGAAGAAGUCGCAACCGCAAUCGUUGAAGCGAAAAUAAAAUUAACUGAUAUUCCUUUUAUGCUGAAGCUGUGUUCAGCGAUGUACCAACGGUAUGCAGAUUUUGGAGUGUUGUUUUUCGAUGCGUGGAAAAAAUCAUUCUCUUCCCACAAAGAUUUAAAGAACACUAAUCUUUCCAAACUACGAGUUGAUUUGGCCUUAUUCGCUGAUCUUAAUACAAUCGGAAUAUUUCGAGACGCUGAUGGUAUCCGACUGUUGGCUGGGCAGUUGACUCUUCUAGCUGCAAAUGAUCAUGAUAACUUCUCCAAUAUCGGGAUACUUAGUAGCUUCUGUAGACAUUGCAGUGACGACUGGAUAGGAGUCAUUCCGCGUCGCAUACGACUGUUAUCUGAAAAGUAUGAAAUGUCAGUUCCACGUUCCAUCUUCAUGUCAUCCGAACGUCAAGCAAAGUGUCGUACACUAUUCAAUGACUACCUAGCUGCAGCAAUGCAUCGUUUACAAAAUAUGGUCAAAGAAACCCAACGAAUCAUCUCGGGAAACAGGGACCAACUCGAAAGUCGUGGUGAAGUAAGCGAAGAAAGGCAAGAGCGGGCGGAGCAUUUGAUGUCAGCCUGUCGUAAAUUUCACGAGUCCUUAAGUACUUUAGCUGAUCUUUUGGACGCGGAUCCGCCACUUGAUUUUUUAUCAAUGAUAAAAGAUGAAUCUACGUCAGACUCGGUCGCACCUGAUUCAGUCGAAAAAGUCGUUCAUGAGGAAGUUAAUCUGUUUGAAGACGAAGAUACGCGUUUAUUUUACGAAAGUCUGCCUGAUAUCAAAGCAAUGGUACCUGCGAUCCUUUAUAAAGAAAGUGAACAAGCUGGUGUAGAAUCAAAUCAGUCAAAAAAUGAGUAUGGGGAUCCUGCUGGUGGAAGUGAGGAUAUUGAUAUUGACACGGUUGAAUCAGAAUUAGCUAAAGAAGAAGCAUUAAUUAGAGUAUCAGAAGAUGGUAAUGAAUCAACUAAUUGCACAUCUGUACUUGAUAAAUCAAAACCAUAUCUGUUAAAUACCGAUGAUGGUGAAGAAGAUCUAAAUCCUUCGGGGAAAGUCCUCAUGGAAACGUUUUUAACCCAAUUACCAAACUGCAUUAAUCGGGAUCUCAUCGAUCGAGCAGCUAUCGACUUCUGUUUGAACUUAAAUAAACGAGCAAAUCGUCGACGGCUUGCUAAAGCUUUAUUUAAUGUCCCAAGAACGCGUUAUGAUUUAUUACCAUUUUAUGCACGCUUUGUGGCUUCAUUAGCCCCAGUAAUGCCUGACUUGGUACAGGAUAUCAAUUCUAUGCUUACUGCAGAGUUCCGUUGGCGUCUAUCUAAACGAGACCAAUUAAAUAUCGAUUCCAAAUUGAAAGUGGUUCGAUUUAUUGGGGAACUUGUCAAAUUUAAGAUUUAUCCAGCUCAUCAAGCUUUGACUUGCUUAAAACAACUUCUUCCACAAUUUGUACACCAUAACAUUGAUAUGGCCUGUGCUUUAUUGGAUAGUUGUGGGCGUUUUCUUUAUCGUUUACCUAUAUCACAUAAACGUACAAAAGUUUAUUUAGAAAUAAUGCUCAGAAAAAAAGUUGCCUUACAUAUGGAUCAGCGUUAUUCUAUUAUGAUUGAAAAUACAUAUUAUUAUUGUAAUCCACCACCGUCCAAUCGCCAGAUUGUCGAACCUGUGAAGUUGACACCUCAAAUGAUGUUUAUACGUCAUAUUUUGCUAACGAAAUUGGACCGAACUACCGUUAAUACAACUUUACGGCUAAUUCGAAAAAUGGAUUGGAAUGAUCAAGAACUUGUCGAAUUUACGUGCACCCUUUUCACUAGGGCAUGGGAUGUUCGUUAUACGAAUAUAAACUGUCUAGCCAGUGUGUUAUCUGGGUUAGCUACUUAUCAUUCGGACUUUGCCAUGGCUGUUGUCGACAAUGUCAUCGAAGAUAUCCGUGCGGGAAUGGAGCUCAACCUUCCCAGUUUGAAUCAGCGUCGAAUUGUAAUGGUCAAAUACCUUGGUUUGUUGUAUAACUAUUGUCUGGUGGAUUCUCCAGUGAUAUUUAAAACACUUUACUCCCUUCUCACAUUCGGUGUUAGCUUGGAUCUUGAUUUCCCAAGUAUUAUUGAUCCACCGGAUUCAUUAUUUCGAAUUACAUUAAUUUGCACGCUACUUGAAACAUCUGGAAGUUUCUUUGAUCAGGGUAAAAAGCGACGAAAAUUAAAUAUAUUCCUUAUAUACUUUCAGCGUUACUACUGGUUCAAGCGUUCUCUUCCUAUAUGGGUGCAGUCGAAAAACGACGCCGAGUUAUCAUCAGCCAAAUCAGUAGGUGAAACGAAGACAGAUCUCAAUACUGGUGAACUAACGUCUUCGAUUGAAGAGCCUGCUGUAAAUCAUUCUGAAGAUUCAUUGAUACCUAAUAAUCCUGAAUCAUCAGUUGAUAUCUCUGGUCCUAAUUCAGAUACUCAAACUCAUUUACCUAUGUUUGUUCCUGUGCGUUUUCCUGUUGCAGUAGAGCAACAAUAUUUUGAAACCUUACAACAGUUCCGUGGUAAUGUUGGUCGAGCGAAAAAUUUCGCAGAAGCACAACGUCUCGUCCGUCAUCUGGAAGCCCGAUGCUUGCCUCGCCUUGCACGCCUUAAGGCUACAUAUGGACUAACAAGUGAAUCAGAAAACGUGGAGAAUGGUGUUCAAGAUCUAAAGAUACUUUCAGAGAGCAAAUCACUUCGACCGACUGGUCCUGGUCACAUGGAUACGAUAACUGAAGAGGCUGAACAAGAAGAUGAAGACAUCCAGCUGGAUGACGAUGAGUAUUCUAUGGAUGAAGAUUCUGAUUUGGAUGACGAAGAUGAAGAAGCAGGUGAAACUCAUUCAUCGCAACGCCGUCAACCUACUGAUUUGGUAGAAUCAGAUGGUAGUCGUCGUCGUGCUCGCGUCGAUAGCCAACAAUCUCAAGAGGAUAUUGAUCUCGCACUGGAGAAAACAGAAGGAAAAGAAGCAGAGGAAGAGGAGAAUGAUCAGAACUAUGAGUUGAAGCCACGAUUUAUUGAUUGUCCUGAGGAUAUUGCAUUCUGUGAAGCUUUAGAUAAAAUGAUUGCCGAAGCAUUGUUGUCAUCUACAUCAGGGAGUAAUAGUAGUAGUGUCAGUGGUACAGUUACUAGUGUAACCAGCACUAUGAAUGUUAGUACUGAUACAAAUCCUGCGUCAUCUCGGACUCUCAGUGUAAAUGUUCUUCCUGCUCCAGAAAUACUACAACUGGCAGCAGCAAAAAGUCGCUUAGCAAUGAAAGAAGUCGGCAGUUCAUCGACAAAUAAUGUUAGCCAGCAAGCGACUAAUCAUCAUAACUCUACCAUUCAUUCUGCGCCAACGAAAUCUAAUGAAGAUAACUUAAAAAUUAAUAAUUCGGAUACACUGUCAGCUGUAAAUGGUGAAGAUAAUCAGAAUACUGUUCCCUUUACACUAGUUUCGCGUCGUGGAAAUAAACCUCAUCUAAUUCCAUUGGCAGUCCCUAACUCAGUACAAUUUGCAGCGCGUUAUAUUCAAGCUGCAGCUGCCGAGAGAGAAGAAAGGGCUCGCAUGAAACAACUGGUGCUUGAAAUGCAUGAAGCUCAGAAAGAAGAAGAAAUGGAAUGGGGUUAGUCAGUAGUAGCUUAGAUGGCUCUUUUUUAAAUCCAAAUCUAGAUUCCAUGCAUUUAUUGUUACAGUCGUUUUGUAACAUAUUCCCUUGUAUAACAGUUUGAGUUCUGUUGUAUUAUUGAUAAAAGUUUACAAUAUUUGACUUUUUUAUUACUAGGUCAUUACGGCGGUCCAGAUGCCGUUUUGGCUCAUCAAUUCCCCAUCAAUGUGAAUCGUGAUCGCUGGGUAAAGUAUAAUCAUCCAAAAGGUGCACCAGAUGCUGAUGUAGUUUUUGGAACACACAGGUAACUUAAAUUUCCACCACUAUGUCAUCGUUGCAUUCUGCAUGAGAAAAUAAAUAUACUCACCAUUUUAUAACGAUAGUCUUUUAUCUUUGAAUUGUUACUCUAAGACUAUUGCGGAAAUAUUAUUACAUUUUUAUUGUAGUGAUUUAAUACUUGUUAACAUAAUUUCAACUAUUGAAAUUUGUUUUAAAUGAAUCAAGCAGUUUGUUUGUCUAUGUAAUUUGGUUACUGAUAGAUAUUUGUUCGUUGGUGAACCAGUUUUCAUCGUUAUCUAUCUGGAUUUCUGAACUCAUCCCUCAUGAAAGAUUAGAUGGCUCCCAUUUUAUUUUGAGAAAUAGGGAUUUCUCGCUCGUAUUUGAUCCAGUGGUAGGAAUAUAAAAGCACCGUAUUCACUUAAAAGUGAAUUGAACUACUAGCAAUUAUAUUAAGUAGUAUACACAAAUAACUAGAUAUAUAUUAUGCUUAGGAAAUUAGUUAAUUAGCUUGUCUACUGUUGCAUUCUCAGUAAACAAUGAACCGCAGGAUUUCACACACUCUUUGUAAACAGUAUUACUAAGCUUGUAUAAAAGGUAACUGGACCUACUAGCUGUUGAUGAUUUUAAUGAGAUAUUUUAUUGUUGCUUCCACUGCUUGGCAACACAAUGUGCAAUAUACCCCAACGUCCAGAUAAGAGAGCGGAAUUGAAGGUCGGAAUAGUGACACAAUAAACCAUGUCUCCAUAGUAACAGAUAUGGCCUUGGGACAUAUCAUUUAGAAUAUGCAAAUGACAUUGUCGUGCUUGAAAACGGUGAUGUUGAGGCUAGGCAAAAGAGAUAAUUAUACUAUUUCGACUUCUUUGCUAUCCAUCUUCUUAGUUUCAUCUUAGUGUUGGUCUUUGAUGUCAACUUGGGCCAUGAAAAAUCUCUAUCGUAUUGUACGUUAUGAUUGGCUGAUUUGAAGAAUAUAGCAAAUUAUGGGUGAAAUAUGAUUCCGCAAUGUUACCGAGAUGUUCUUGUUAAUUUAAAUAACUAUGUAUUAGUAAGAGUAAUGAACAAAUAAUUUGAGGCAUCCUAAACCAAUAAGUACGUUAGUGUUUCAAGUUUCUGAAAAUUAAGGUAUUCUGAAAACUGUUUUAUGACUAACUUGAAAGAAAAGGUUUAUAGCUUUUGGGAUAUUAUCAUCUGUUGAUAUGUGUUUGUUAAUCGAACGUGGUUGUAAAUGUGACUCCAGAUGCAGAGAUGUGUCUUUAGAACGGUUAAAUAAGACAAUGUUUAGUUUACUCUAGCAUUAUUUUAAAUUAACAAGAGCAAGAACAAAAUUUUUUGAGCUCACUUUAUUCUGCUCAAAAUUAACUCUCUAUCUCUUAUAUAAGAUUGCUAGUAAACAUUAGUUCAGUGAUUCACGUAAAAAUUAACGAUCAUACAUACAAAUUUGUUGUUAAAUAUUUGUCUUUAUUUACUCUGUUUUCUUGACAGUCAAAAACGAUGUGCCAAUUAAUGAGCGUAUCCUGUUAGAAAGACUUAUUAAUCAUGGAUCAUCUGUUUCAAAAAAUGGGACAAUUUGAAAUGGGAGAAAUAAUGGAUUGUUCGAUAUUCAACGAAUCAUCCUUGUGUGUGUUGCACAGCAUUCUAUGGGCAUAGCAUGUGUGCAAGUAUGUUGAGAUGCAGUUUUGAUCAGUUGAACAGACAAGAUGUUUUAAAGUGUAAUCAAUAAAAGAAAUAUAUAUUAAGUUUUUUUUUCUUUCCUCGAUUUCUUCAUUUUCCAAUUGUUUUAUAAAAAGAAAGUUUAAAAAAUACUUCUUAUUGAUAAGUUUGAUAGAAAUACAAAUCACAUAAUAAAACAAGACUGGAUUUUAGAUGUAUGAACUUUUCGGAUUUCUACUUGUUUAGUGUAUGUGCUCAUGUUCUCCUUAAGUUAAUUAUUGUACUGUUUGAUUCAGUCUGCUUUUUACUUUAUUCUUAUUUAAGAAAUAACCAAAUUAUUAUCAUCCUUUGAAAAGUCUAAAUAGCGAUUGCUAUGAAGUUGUUUAUCUUUCACUAACUAUUAUGCUGCGAUUUUCACAUUCAGCAAGAAUUGCUACAUUCUCAUUCUUUGUCCAUGUCGCAACGUUUUGUCAUUCAAAAAUACAUUUGUCUUAUUUCUCGUAU